Messenger RNA from Ananas comosus (pineapple), 2698 nucleotides. RefSeq names its product fimbrin-4-like. The record is from RefSeq and is a predicted model, not a curated record. The transcript has 15 exons. Lineage: Eukaryota; Viridiplantae; Streptophyta; Magnoliopsida; Poales; Bromeliaceae. The coding region runs from base 218 to 2293 and encodes 691 amino acids. Gene Ontology annotation, cellular component: actin filament bundle; cytoplasm; actin filament. Gene Ontology annotation, molecular function: actin filament binding. Gene Ontology annotation, biological process: actin filament bundle assembly; actin filament network formation.
AUCGCCCCCACUCCAUUUUCAUUUCCAUUCCCCCCCCCACGAAACUCGGAUUCAUUAACAACGUAGAAAUUUUUUUUUUUUUGAAAAAAAAUAGAUAGAAAUCUCAACAAUAAAGAGAUUACCAAAAUCACGCGUUCCUAAUCUUCGAUCCACACAGGCUUUUUGGCUGAGAGGAUCAUAAAUAGUGAAAAAUUGGGGAUUAAUUGAGGGGAAAAUCAUGUCGGGGUUCGUCGGGGUCCUCGUCUCCGAUCCCUGGCUCCAGAGCCAAUUCACUCAGGUCGAGCUUCGAGGGCUCAAAUCCAAAUUCCUUUCUAUAAAGAGAGAAACUGGACAUGUAAUGGUCAAGGAUUUGCCGCCGUUAAUGGCGAAAUUGAAUGGUCUCAAGGAUGUGCUAACAGAGGAAGAGAUUGGCGCAAUUCUCGGCGAGACUUAUUCUGGCAACACUCAGGAGAUUGAAUUUGAGACGUUCCUUCGGGAGUUUUUGAAUCUUCAAGGACGGGCGAAUUCUAAACUUGGUGGCACGAAGAAUUCAUCUUCAUUCCUGAAAGCAACCACUACGACGCUCUUGCACACUAUUAAUGAAUCGGAGAAAGCAUCUUAUGUGGCGCAUAUAAAUAGUUAUCUAGGCAACGAUCCAUUCUUGAAGAAAUAUCUGCCGUUGGAUCCGGCAACAAAUGAUUUGUUCAACCUUGUGAGAGAUGGUGUCCUCCUGUGUAAAUUGAUCAAUGUUGCCGUGCCGGGAACGAUAGAUGAGAGAGCAAUUAACACGAAACGGGUUCUCAACCCAUGGGAGAGGAAUGAGAAUCAUACUCUCUGCCUCAAUUCUGCAAAGGCUAUUGGAUGCACUGUUGUUAACAUUGGAACUCAGGACUUGGUCGAAGGGAGACCUCAUUUGGUUCUUGGAUUGAUCUCUCAAAUUAUAAAGAUACAACUGUUAGCUGAUCUGAACCUCAAGAAGACACCCCAACUGGUUGAGUUGGUAGAUGACGGCAAGGAUGUGGAGGAGCUGUUGAGCUUGGCACCAGAAAAGAUGUUACUUAAGUGGAUGAAUUUUCACCUUAAGAAAGCAGGCUACAAGAAAACUGUGACAAAUUUCUCCUCAGAUGUGAAGGAUGGAGAAGCCUAUGCUUACCUUCUUAAUGCUCUUGCGCCUGAGCAUUCUACUCAAAAUACCUUGGAUACUAAGGAUCCUAAUGAAAGGGCAAAAAUGGUACUUGAGCAGGCCGAGAAGUUGGAUUGCAAAAGAUACUUAACUCCCAAGGAUAUUGUUGAAGGCUCUGCUAAUCUCAAUCUUGCAUUUGUUGCACAAGUUUUCCAGCAUAGGAAUGGUUUAUCCACCGACAACAAACAGAUAAACUUUGCACAGACAACACCUGAUGAUGUCCAAGUAUCAAGGGAAGAGAGAGCCUUUCGAAUGUGGAUUAACAGUCUUGGAAUCGCUACUUAUGUUAACAAUUUAUUUGAGGAUGUCAGAAAUGGAUGGGUUUUCCUGGAAGUUCUGGACAAAAUUUCUCCAGGAUCAGUCAAUUGGAAGCAAGCUUCAAAACCGCCGAUCAAGAUGCCAUUUAGGAAAGUUGAGAACUGUAAUCAAGUUAUAAAGAUCGGGAAGCAGUUGAAUUUUUCUCUAGUGAAUGUAGCCGGGAAUGAUAUUGUACAGGGAAACAAAAAGCUGAUUCUUGCUUUUUUGUGGCAAUUGAUGAGAUCCAAUAUACUUCAAUUGCUAAAGAACUUGAGAUUCCACUCUCAAGAAAAAGAGAUAACUGACGCCGACAUCUUAAAUUGGGCGAAUGGCAAAGUGAAGGGGUCUGGCAGAACUUCUCAUAUGGAAAGCUUCAAGGAUAGGAAUCUCUCAAAUGGAAUCUUUUUCCUUGAACUCCUUAGUGCUGUGGAGCCAAGGGUUGUAAACUGGAAACUAGUGACAAAGGGCGAAGAUGAGGAGGACAAGAAGUUGAAUGCUACAUACAUCAUCAGUGUUGCUAGAAAGCUCGGAUGUUCUGUCUUCUUGUUGCCAGAAGACAUCAUUGAGGUAAAUCAGAAGAUGAUCCUUACACUUACCGCGAGCAUCAUGUAUUGGAGUCUUCAGAAACAACCACCUGCCGAAAACUCUGAACCCUCGGAACCCUCAGCGCCCUCUGCUGAGGCUUCAGAGAUUCCAAAUAUGGAUGCCACUCUGCAGAAAACCCCCACGACAGAUGGAGAGGAAGGAAGUAUUGCAGAAAAUAUUUCAAACUUGUCAAUUGAAGAUGCUGCUUCGGACACCUCGGCUGAAAAUGGUGAAAAUACUGGUGGUUAAGUGAAAAGAGAUGCAAACCAUUCAAAGAAUAGGAGAAUUGAGUUUUCGUCGAUUCUUCAUCUUCACAUAUCAAAUGGGAGCAGCAUUCUUUGUAUCUAGAGUGCCUCAACCAAAAGAAACUCUCUUGAUUUUUUUUGCUUUUUUCUAUUCUUUUAUUUGCAUGCUUUGGCUGGCUUGUUCGAGGAAAGGUUCCUAAAUGUGUUUAUAGGUUUUCUGAUUCUGCUAUAGGUAUUUUUCAGCCAUUCAUUGGUUUCUCUUCAUUUAUUGUCGAAAAACCUAUAAUUUUUUCCCUUUUCGUGUGAAGAUUGUUUCCUGAUGUAAUAUCUGCAGUAUAUGAAUUUUGUCAGUUGUUGUAUGAGAAAUCUGUUUAGGAAAAAAAAAAAAAAAAGGACAAAGAGAGAGAGA